AUGUAUGCCAAGAUGAAGAUCGAAGACAAAAUAGGCAUGCCCCGUGAAUCGCAGCGUCUUGUCUAUGCCGGCAAGCAGGUCAAAGACCACCAUUCGCUGUCGUAUUACAAUGUCAGCAACAACAGCACGCUGCAGUUGGUAUUGACCCUCUGUGGUGGAUUUGCUGGUCGCUUGUCUACACCUCACACCUUUGCGGAUGUAUCGGAUGGUUCGCUUCUAACUGCGCAUGAGUUUUCUCCAGACGCCCCCGAGUGGCGAGUCUGCAGUAAAGGUCUCAACAUCGAAGGUCGCUGUAAGAAUCGCGACUGUCGUGCCUUCCGACACAUGAUCAUCGACCGCAAGAAGUUUGCGCUCUUCAAUCUUAUCCAAGACGACAAUGUCCGAUGCCCGAUGUGCCGCUCGAAAGUGGAUCCUGUCACUUGCGGGUUGUACGACUGCUGCUGGCGGUACGAGGGGACGAAGGCAAGUGAUCGAUUGUCCAUGUGCUCCCAGUGGAAGGACGCGAAAGGGCACGUGUACCAUCGCUUUGACCGCGACGAGAAUGGAGGGUCUGUCGAGUGGGAGAGUCUACUGAUGGCAGUCAAACCGAGAGACGAAGCGGUCAGUGCGAAGCUGCUGCAAUCGACCAAACCGCUUGCUAUCAGUGCUGACGACAAGUGCACCAUUUGCUGGUCUUCCUUUGGCUCACCAAGUUUUUUCAACUCGCGUGUGACUCAGCAAUGCAGCCAUAACUUCCAUAGCGUGUGCAUACGGAAGUGGGCCAAGUGGUGUGAGCGCAACAAUACCCGACCGAGUUGUCCAAUCUGCCGCAGGAAAAUCCAAUGA
This is a messenger RNA of Hyaloperonospora brassicae, 825 nucleotides long. The record is from the annotation of a GenBank genome assembly. NCBI's taxonomy places the organism in Eukaryota, Oomycota, Peronosporomycetes, Peronosporales, Peronosporaceae.